AUGCCUUCGACGCCAAACAACGUUCCAGAGACCCCCCGAGUCAUCUCUCCCUCACCCUCCCUCUCCGACAGAUCUGACGCACGUGAUGGAUAUCUUGCGCCCACAACACGCUCAGCAGCUCGCCGACAGAACCCUUCGGGGGUCUCAGAAGAGAGUUCAGGAUCAGGGAGAUCUCGUAGUCCACCUGAAUCUACCCCGAGCCGAUCAACGCGACAGCGCCGGUCCAACCCCAUGAUCCCAGCCUCGCCGCCCAACGGUAAAGCCUCCAAUGGCUUUUUAUCGCCCAAGCUUCCCGAUGGCGCGCGCGAUAUAUCACGAUCACCAUCACCGCUUGGUCUCAUUCCUUUACACUCCCGCUAUCGCAACUUCAUUCACCGCCAUGAAAUCCCCCGCAAACUUCUCCACGUGUCAAUCGGCUUUCUGACUCUGGGUCUGUAUAGCCGUGGGGUUCAGACACUGCAGAUUACCCCCGUGUUAUUUUCUGCUUUAGUUCCAAUCGCAGUGACUGAUAUUGUCCGUCAUCGCUCGGAGAAGGUUAACAAACUUUACAUUCGCUGCAUGGGCGCUCUCAUGCGUGAGACCGAGGUCUCUGGUUAUAAUGGCGUGAUUUGGUAUCUCCUCGGAGCAUACGUCGUCCUGCGUUUCUUCCCCAAGGACGUCGGUGUCAUGGGCGUGCUUCUUCUCAGUUGGUGUGAUACUGCCGCAUCUACAUUUGGCCGUAUCUACGGCCGCUACACUCCUCGCCUUCGACCCGGAAAGAGCUUGGCUGGAACUCUGGCUGCCUGGGCUGUUGGCGUUGCCACUGCUGCCUCAUUCUGGGGCUGGUUCGUUCCCUACAUGGGAGCUUUCCCCAACGACCCACAAGACGCAUUUAUGUUCACAGGCCGUCUGAAUUUACUUCCCGACUGUGUUCGAGGUCUCAUCGGCAUGGAGCCGUCAUCCGCUGGUGUCAUCACUGGCCCACUGGCCCUUGGCGCGAUGAGCGUCGUGUCUGGUGUUGUGGCUGCUGGCAGCGAGUUCAUUGAUCUUUGGGGCUGGGACGACAACCUGACCAUCCCAGUUCUGAGUGGGCUGGGACUUUGGGGAUUCCUCAAAGUAUUUGGCUAA
Molecule: messenger RNA, 1107 nt
Organism: Penicillium cosmopolitanum
Lineage: Eukaryota; Fungi; Ascomycota; Eurotiomycetes; Eurotiales; Aspergillaceae
Product: diacylglycerol/polyprenol kinase family protein
Exons: 1
Coding region: 1-1107 (368 amino acids)
Biological process (GO): phosphatidic acid biosynthetic process
Cellular component (GO): endoplasmic reticulum membrane
Molecular function (GO): ATP-dependent diacylglycerol kinase activity
Source: RefSeq, a predicted model, not a curated record